This is a messenger RNA of Grammomys surdaster, 745 nucleotides long. RefSeq names its product heat shock protein family B (small) member 11 (gene Ift25). Gene Ontology annotation, cellular component: centrosome; cilium; intraciliary transport particle B. The transcript has 7 exons. Bases 214 to 645 code for a protein of 143 amino acids. Gene Ontology annotation, biological process: intraciliary transport. NCBI's taxonomy places the organism in Eukaryota, Metazoa, Chordata, Mammalia, Rodentia, Muridae. The record is from RefSeq and is a predicted model, not a curated record.
CCCUGCCCGGGGCAGCGAGCGGCUGCACCUCACUGGCGGCUCCUUCCUCCACUGAGCGGCUGACCAGGAAGCGGCUCGGCACCUAGGCCACAAAGCCGGUCUUAUAUAGCCAGGUUGGUGUCCUGCUUGCUUAUCCACUGAGGAGAGACCUGAGCUUCUGACGAUCCUGCCUCCAUCUCCUGAGUACUUGAAUUACAGGCUAAACAUUUUGAGAUGAGGAAGGUGGAUCUGUGCUCAGACACUGAAGGGACAGAAGUGAUUCUGGCCACGUCGAGUGAUGAAAAGCACCCGCCUGAAAACAUUAUUGAUGGGAAUCCAGAAACAUUUUGGACCACCACAGGCAUGUUUCCCCAGGAGUUCAUCAUUUGUUUUCACAAACAUGUAAAGAUUGAGAAGCUUGUGAUUCAGAGUUACUUGGUGCGGACUUUGAGGAUUGAAAAGACCACAUCUAAAGAGCCAUUGGAUUUUGAGCAGUGGGUUGAAAAAGAUUUAGUGCACACAGAGGGGCAGCUUCAAAAUGAAGAAAUUGUGGCACGAGAUGGCUACGCCACUUUCUUGAGAUUCAUCAUCGUCUCCGCGUUUGAUCACUUUGCAUCUGUGCACAGCAUUUCUGCAGAGGGACUGACAGUCUCGAGUCUUCCUUAGUCAUUACAGCAAAAUGCUCGGAACCACUUUCACAAUAUAUGUAUUGAAACACAAAGCUAUCUUUGAUACGUUUACUAUUAAAUAGAUUUGUAUCACUCUG